AUGCUAUCAGCACCGAUAAACGGCGCGGUAGAGGGACGAACAAUGAAGUGCGUGGUAUUAGUCAAAUUGGGCCGAUUCCUUAGCUGUUAUAUACGACGUCGAUGUUUUAUCGCAUUUUUUAUCAUAUCAGUUUUUCUUCUUAUUCGACAGGGCUUAUUCAGUUCUUCGAAUAAGAAUUUGUUAUCCGAUCAAGAAGUAGCACAGUCAUUUGGUAAUGAUAAUGGGAAACCCAUCGCGGUGGUUUUGGUUAUGGCAGCGAAAAGGGAACGUGCUAUUAAAAAUCAUUUAGAUCAAUUGAUAAAAUUACGACCUUCUGCCGUCCAUUUUCCUAUUGUUAUCAGUCAAGAUGGAGAUAAUCAGGCGGUAAUGGAAGCGAUUUCAUCUUUCACUAGUAGGGAAAAGAAAAUUAGCUAUAUUCAUCAUAAGGAACAAGCAGAAUCUUCUAGUGAUUUAGAUUCUGGUUCUAAAAAUUACUUUCGCAUUGCACAUCAUUACAAAUGGGCUCUUGACAAAAUAUUUUUUGAGAUGAAGUAUGAGAUAGCGAUCAUUACUGAAGAUGAUCUUGAUUUAGCGGAUGAUUUCUUUUCGUAUUUUGCGGCUUCAAAACCAAUAUUACUUACUGAUAAAACGAUUUGGUGUAUCAGUGCAUGGAAUGAUAAUGGAGGUGCUAAUAUUACUGAUCGUAAACAUGGAGAGAAACUUUAUAGAACAGAUUUUUUCCCAGGAUUAGGAUGGAUGCUUACAGCAGAAUUAUGGAAUGAAUUGUCAUCCAGGUGGCCCGAAAUGUACUGGGAUGAUUGGAUGAGACGUCAAGAUGUACGCAAAGAGAGAGUUUGCAUCCGGCCAGAAGUUUCAAGAACCUCUCAUAAUAAUAAUCUGGCAGGAAAAGGUUCCAGUGGUGGAUUGUACAAAAAAUAUCUGGCCUCUAUUCGUUUGCCUGAAACAGCAGUUGAUUUUUCGAAACUGGAUUUAAGCUAUUUGAUCAAAAAUAACUACGACAGUUUAUUGAGUCAAAAAAUGUCACGUGCAUUUGUGUUAUCAGUAGAUGAAUUUUUGGAUGGAUCUUUUUCUGGAUCCGGUCCUUUUUUUAUCACGUAUAAAACACCCCGAGAAUAUCGGCGCCUCGGAAAAUCUAUUGGAUUGAUGCUUGACAUCAGAUCUGGAAUGCCACGAACAGCAUAUUACGGCAUCAUAACUUUCAUAUACAAUUCGGAACGUUUUUAUGCAGCUCCAGAAAAAUUAAAUCUUUCUGCACAUAAUUUUGGUCUGCAGCCUUCAUCUGACUAUUAUAACGAAGAAUGGGAUAAAAUGACUCGCUACCUCGAAUUCCAGGAAACGUACUGCAUACCUACAAAGUAUAAUGGAAAAUGCGACCCGAAGGAUCCAGAUCUUAUUGCAUGGUUUGCGAAAAAAAGGUUAUCAAAAAGACUGAAACAUUGGGGUGAAAUGAUUGUCAACUAA
Acanthocheilonema viteae is the source of this 1461-nucleotide messenger RNA. The record is from the annotation of a GenBank genome assembly. NCBI's taxonomy places the organism in Eukaryota, Metazoa, Nematoda, Chromadorea, Rhabditida, Onchocercidae.